Molecule: messenger RNA, 2415 nt
Organism: Striga asiatica
Lineage: Eukaryota; Viridiplantae; Streptophyta; Magnoliopsida; Lamiales; Orobanchaceae
Source: the annotation of a GenBank genome assembly
GGCCACUUGAUCCAGUCUCUCCAUAUAUAUUGCCGACCACAACCACAAGUCUCACCUUAGCUACAUUUUCGUGACGCCUUCGUCUUCCAAAUUCCAAUCACAUUUAUAUCGGUGCCUACAAUUUUCUAAUUUUCCUUUUUUCACAUUUCAAUAAUUAUUUUCAUAUUCGUUAGAUUAUGGCAAUGAGUCUGCCCCACCAGAUCGGAGCGAUCUCCGGUUCGCCGUUGACCGCCGACGUUGGCGGAGUCUCCGGCGACGCGCAGUCGUCUACUACCGUCAGCGCGGUGUGGAGAGCUCCAGCAGCGGCGAACCUGCGUGUCUCCGUGAGGAAAUCCGGUGCGGAGAAUGAUCGUGUGUCUCCAUCCCCGCCGCUGAGCCCCGUGCGCGGCGGCGUACGGCCAGACCUGUCGGUGGCAGCGCAGGCGCUGAUGUCGGUUCCUGUCACCGUGGAUGUUGCGCACGAGAGGGAUUACGUCCUGGGCGCGCGGGGUAAGGAGGGCAGAAAGGGGGUGCCCGUGUACGUCAUGAUGCCCCUCGACAGCGUGACCUGGAAUCACACGGUGAAUAGGAAAAAGGCGAUGAACGCGAGCUUGCAGGCGUUGAGGAGCGCGGGUGUGGAAGGGAUAAUGAUGGAUGUGUGGUGGGGGUUAGUGGAAGGGGAAAAACCCGGAGAGUACAAUUGGGGCGGGUAUUCCGAUCUCCUUGAGAUGGCGAAGAAGCACGGCCUGAAAGUGCAGGCCGUCAUGUCGUUUCACCAGUGCGGAGGAAAUGUUGGAGAUUCCUGCACAAUUCCUCUUCCUAAAUGGGUUGUGGAGGAGAUUGACAGAGAUCCCGAUCUUGCCUAUACAGACCAGUGGGGUCGGAGGAAUUAUGAAUACUUGUCACUCGGUUGUGAUACCCUCCCUGUACUCAAAGGAAGGAGUCCCGUCCAGUGUUAUUCUGAUUUCAUGUGUGCUUUCAGGGACACAUUUAAGCAUCUUUUGGGCGACACCAUUGUGGAAAUUCAAGUUGGAAUGGGUCCGGCAGGAGAGCUUCGCUAUCCAUCUUACCCAGAGCAAAAUGGGACAUGGAAGUUUCCUGGGAUUGGAGCUUUUCAAUGUUAUGACAAGGCUGUAUUAGUUCCGUCAGGUUUUGGUGUGGGUUAUAUGAUAAGCAGCCUUAGAGCAGCGGCUGAGGCCAUCGGCAAGCCCGAAUGGGGCCACACAGGCCCAACCGACGCAGGCCACUACAACAACUGGCCCGAGGACACAAACUUCUUCCGGAAGGAAAGCGGCGGUUGGGACAGCCCUUACGGAAAGUUCUUCCUCUCAUGGUACUCCCAGAUGCUCCUCGACCACGGCGAACGCGUCUUACAAUCCGCCGCAAACGCCUUCACAAACCGAGACGUGAAGCUCUCGGUCAAAGUCGCCGGCAUCCACUGGCACUACGGGUCACGGUCCCACGCCCCCGAGCUCACGGCCGGUUACUACAACACCCGAUUCCGAGACGGUUACGUCCCGAUCGCCCGCAUGCUCGCCCGCCAUAGCGCCGUGCUCAACUUCACGUGCAUGGAGAUGCGGGACCACGAGCAGCCUCAGGAGGCGCUUUGUGGGCCCGUGUGGCUGGUGCGCCAGGUGGCCGCGGCUGCCCGGGAGGCUCGGGUUCGACUCGCGGGCGAGAAUGCGUUGCCGAGGUAUGACGAGAAUGCGUAUGAACAGAUUCUGGGUGCUGGGGAUAUGUGCGCGUUUACGUACCUGAGGAUGAACCCGGAGCUUUUCCAGCCGGAUAAUUGGAGGAGGUUCGUGGGGUUUGUGAAGAGGAUGGGGGAUAGGGAUGGGAAGUGCCGGGAGCAGGCGGAGCGCGAAGCGGAGGAUUUCGUCCCAGUGGUGCAGGAGGCCGCUGUGGCGCUCAUGCAUUAGAGUGUGUAGGGAGAAGUAGCGGAUUUGUAUAUGGUUCUGGUUCUGGACUGACUUGUUUUAUCUGCUUUUGUUGUGUACCUUAAGUGGAUGUACUUACUAUGUGUAAUGUGUAUGAGAAGCAUAAUGUAUUGGUAAGUGUUUUAUUCUGUGAGACACAGGUGAUGGAGUUUCUUAUGUGUUGUCAUUUGAUUUGGUUUUAUCUGUUUCUGUGUCUAGACACUAAUGGCUGUUGCUGAAAGCUUACAUUGACAAGUGGUUUUCUGUGUUUACUCAAGGUUGGUUUGUGUAGUUCCAGUUAUCAACUGAUGAGAGCAAAGAAAAUUUCUUUUUGCUGUCUUAGGAAAGGGAAGGUCUCGCCGUCAGUUUUGUGAGUGUUGGACAUUGGUAUUGAAAUUAUCCAUUUUGAAUAUCAGCAUCUAAGUGACUAAUGAUGUAGUCUGAUGAAUUGGAUAAUAUGUUGUUGAUUUAGUGGUUCUGACCAGAUAAUGGUAGUGCAUUCAAGUUCAAGUUCUUGCAG